Molecule: messenger RNA, 5533 nt
Organism: Manacus vitellinus (golden-collared manakin)
Lineage: Eukaryota; Metazoa; Chordata; Aves; Passeriformes; Pipridae
Gene: ZBTB46
Product: zinc finger and BTB domain containing 46
Exons: 10
Coding region: 405-2810 (801 amino acids)
Biological process (GO): regulation of transcription by RNA polymerase II
Molecular function (GO): protein binding; RNA polymerase II cis-regulatory region sequence-specific DNA binding; DNA-binding transcription factor activity, RNA polymerase II-specific
Source: RefSeq, a predicted model, not a curated record
AACACCCAGCUCAAGGGAGAGGAGAAGAGACAAGGGGGCAUUUUAACAGCAGCUCCACUUGCGGAUAGCCAGCCUCAAUCCCGGCUCCAGCAUUAAAACCCUUUCCGCCCCCUAAAAACCAGCAUCCGUGCAAGUUGGACCAAGAGUUUGUCAGGAGUGUGGUUCAAAACUGCUUGGAAAAAGGGAUGAGGACAUCUGAUGAACCUUUUGGAGCUUGUUACCAGAGACCAUUCUCCUCUCUUCAUUGAAUCAUGCACUGCCCAGCUGUGAAACAUCGCGACAUUUAUUUUGGCUAACAGGAAACACUUUUAAAUAUCGUUCUGUCUUUCUCCUACAAGAGUUCACUCCAGUGCUGUCAGAAGGUCACGGAACAGGGCACUACCUGUGCUGCCCUGGGGCUGUUGAUGUCCUCAGCUGUUGUAGGAGAAACACUAGACCUGGAACCCAGUUUGUUACUGGACUUGUGGAAGAGGAAACAUAAAGAUUUCCAGAUGAAUAACCGAAAGGAAGAUAUGGAGAUUGCUUCCCACUACCGUCACCUGCUGCGGGAGCUGAACGAGCAGCGGCAGCACGGCAUCCUCUGCGACGUCUGCAUCAUCGUGGAGGGCAAGAUCUUCAAGGCUCACAAGAACGUCCUCCUGGGCAGCAGCCGCUACUUCAAGACUCUGUACUGCCAGGUGCAGAAAACCUCUGACCAGGCCACAGUCACCCACCUGGACAUUGUCACCGCACAGGGCUUCAAGGCAAUCAUUGACUUCAUGUAUUCCGCGCACCUGGCGCUGACCAGCCGCAACGUCAUCGAGGUGAUGUCGGCUGCCAGCUACCUGCAGAUGACAGACAUCGUGCAGGCCUGUCACAACUUCAUCAAAGCUGCUCUGGACAUCAGCAUAAAGUCUGAUGCCUCGGAGGACCUCGUUGAUUAUGAGCUGGGAGCCCCUUCCAGCAGCAGCACGGACGCUUUGAUUUCGGCGGUGGUGGCUGGCAGGAGCAUAUCUCCGUGGUUGGCUCGGAGAACCAGCCCGGCAAACUCCUCUGGAGACUCAGCUAUUGCCAGCUGCCACGAAGGAGGGAGUAGUUAUGGAAAAGAGGAUCAAGAGCCAAAAACAGACAGCCACGAGGACAUUUCGUCCCAGUCUCUCUGGGCCAGUGACAUGGGCUAUGGGUCUUUACGUAUCAAAGAGGAACAGGUUUCACCGUCGCAUUAUGGAGGGGGUGAGCUUCAUUCUGCCAAGGAUAGUGCAAUACAGACUGGGUUCUCGGAGCAAGGAGUGGGGGAGGGCUGGCAGCCCACGGGGCGCAGGAAGAACAGGAAAAACAAAGAAACUGUGCGGCACAUUACGCAGCAAGUGGAGGACGACAGCAGGGCAAACUCCCCAGUGCUGCCUUUUUCACCUGCCUCGGGAUGGCCAUACAGCAGUCGAGACCCAAGUGCUGAUGUGACAGGGACAGAGCCCAGCAGCUCUGACAGCAGGGGGGAGCGGCCGGACCCCUACUCCAACGUGGAGGAAGCUCUCCUGGGCGGGGAAUCCAGCUACAUCCACCAGCCCCUGACUCCAGAGAAGGAGGACGCGCUCCAGGCCGCCACGGUUGCCAACCUGCGCGCGGCUCUCAUGAGUAAGAACAGUUUGCUGUCCCUGAAGGCCGACAUGCUGGGCGAGGACAGCUCCCUGCUCUUCGAGUACCUACCCAAAGGCACCCACUCGCUCUCUCGGCCUGGCACCAACUCGAAUCCUUCAAGGGGCGAAUGUGAUGGCAAAGUGGAAGCACCAUCUCCCCCGCUGCCUUCAGCACACCUUGCCACUCAGAGCCCCCCCGGGAUCUGCUCUUCUGGUGAAUUGUCACCAGAAACUGUGAUAAAAGGAGAGGUGCCUUCCUCAACCCAGGCCGCUUACGACAGAGUGUUGGCACUUUGGCAGUUUGAUAACUCUGACUCAGAUACGAGUUUCUCGAGGCCCGAAGACACGGACCUUGCCGCCGAUGGGACGUUCCUGGAUUCGGCCCUGGCCAAGAGGCUGACCUGUGGUUUCUGCAGGAGGGUGUUCCAGUGUGCUGAGGAGCUGAAGGAGCACAUCCAUGAGCACGCCUUCUCCAUGCUCCUCCCGCUGGAUGUGGUUGACUGCUCCCGGCCCGGCCUCGCCGACAGCGUUCCUGCCGGCCAGCUCGGCCGCUUCCAGUGCUCCAAGUGCCCCGCGAGCUUCACUCUGAAAUCCAACAUGGAUCGGCACGAAAAGACCAUCCACUUCCACUUCAACGAGUUCACAGUCAUCAGGAAGAAGUUCAAGUGCCCGUACUGCAGCUUUUCAGCCAUGCAUCAGUGCAUCCUGAAGAGACACAUGCGAUCCCACACGGGAGAAAGGCCCUAUCCCUGCGAGAUCUGUGGGAAGAAGUUCACCCGCCGGGAGCACAUGAAGCGGCACACCUUGGUCCACAGCAAAGACAAAAAGUACGUCUGCAAGGUGUGCAACCGGGUGUUCAUGUCGGCGGCCAGCGUGGGGAUCAAACACGGCUCCCGCCGCCACGGCGUCUGUGCCGACUGCUCCGGCCGCGGCAUCGCCGGGCACCUGGACCACAACGGGGGAGAAGGGUCUCCAGACGAGUGUUACCCUGGGGAAGGGCAGUACAUGGAAGACCCGGAUGACAUCAAAGUGGAAGGAGACGAGGAGAUGGGAGACGACGACGACAUCAAGUGGAAGGACGACGUGGGGAUGUCACAAGAUGAUGUGAUUUUAGAUGACGACAAAGAUGUUGACUCCCCGCAGGAGCCGGACAACUCUGGGGAGAACGACAAGGAUUUUACCUGGAUUUCUUAGGGAUUACUUUUUGUUUGGUUUUUGUUUCACUCUGUUGUUUGUAGGGGGAGGGAGGGUGGGGAGGAAGGAGUAUGUUGGAAAAAACUUAAGUAGCCUUGUUGUCGUCCAUGUGUGCAAAAUAACUCUCGUGUUUUCUAAACAAGUCCUUCUCUGUUCCACUCAGACACUGUCUUAGCAGUGUCGCUUCCAGCGGCACGACUGACUUCGCCUUCCCUUUUCCUCCUUCUCCCCCUGGGAGCCCCCACCCGCCCCUCCGGCCGAGCCAGUCAGGAUGCAUGUGAGGGAGGUGGAAUUUCUGCAGGUGUGAGGAGGCUGGGUGAAGCAUGAGUCCUCCUCCCCUUCCCACCCUGAACCGAGCACCAGGGAGGUUUUUGUGUCCGAAGCAGGUUGGUUGGUUGGUUGGGGUUUUUUUAACACCUUAUCUGUGCUAAAAUCCCAGCAGCAGUGGAAUUCCAAGCUAACAUUGUGAAAGCAGAUGGAUGCAUGCGUUGGAGGGCUUCCCCUGAUGACACAAGCCUUUUGCAAAGUUAUUUAAAGAGUUUUUAUUAUUUUUUAUGGAGCCAAAUAGAUCAAAAGGCAAGUCAGACUACAGCCUUACAAAUACUUCUCUGAGACCCUCAGCUUCCAAAAGAAUCACCAUCAAAGACAGAUUGUGACUUUUCUUGGACCUACUGGCAUCUUACCCACAUCCUGUCUUCCAGCCUUGGUUAUCCGCGGGCGCCGAAACGCGUGUUGGUGCUUCCGGAAGCACCUUUUGCUCUAGAGGACACAGGUGGUUCUGUACCUGUCAUUCUUCUCCACAAAUAUCUCCACUUCUCCCCCUUUGCUCAGCUGCCUUUUUCGUAAAUAUAUGCAAACCGUAGCAAAAACGAGGCAUUCGGCCAAGUGCAGGAUGAGCUGGGAAAGGCAAGAAGCCAAGGUGAGGAGAUCCCAGUGGGGUGGAAUCUUGCUGCUCCUGUCCCAUGGACUGUGGUGGGGCCAGGAUUUCACCUGGGUACCUCGUUCUUCCUUGCCAAUUUAAACAUUCAUCACUGGUAGGUGUAACAAACACCUACUUAAUUGAUGACAAAAACCUUCAGCGUUAGCUGUGCUGGUUUCGUGUAAAUUUUCAAAUAAACCAUUUUUUUCUUUAAAUAAGAAGCAGGUUUCUCUCCCAGAGUCUCCUCAGACUGUGUGGGGCCGCUCCAGGUAUUUGGAUUCUCCCUGUUCAUAUCGGCCACUGUUGCCUUCUUCCAGCUACACCUACAUAACAGUAACAACGUGUAUUGGAAGUGUCUUGUUCCUGAGAUGCAGCUUGUUCUACCUUCACUUCUUUGCUUCUGGUGCUUUUUUUAAACAAUAAUAAAAAAAAAAGCUGAAGACCUCACUCCUUCCUUACCAUCGAGCAGUUUUCUAUGAUGUCUGUGACAGUGGUACCUUGAAACCUGCCACAAAAGACAACCCAGAAGCCAAAUGACUCAAGGUGCUAUUUUCCUCCCUGCAGGCCAGAGAGCAUUCCUGCAGGCCUGGUGGUCCCUAAGGAAAAGUGUGGUUCCACCCAGCAAAGGAAUUAAAAGCAUAUUGUACAUAAACUCCCAUAAAGAAAAUCAUCUGGAAGGAUUUAAGGCACUCGGUGCCGGGAUUUGGUGGAGUGCAGUGGGAGCUUCUGUCCUGGCACUUGCAGGAGCUGGUUCUCUGUUCAUUCCCUGAUUCCAGUUGCAUCCUGGGUUUAUGGCAUUCAGUCCUUUUCUCUCUGCUCCUCAGUUCCUUGCGGACAUUCAUUCACCACGUCCUGUCUGCAUCCAUCAUCCCAGUUCACGCUGGGAGCCUCCCAGCUCCCAGGCUCCUGCUGGGUUGGUCUGGGGGGUGCCUCAGCAGUGUGGGAACACGGGUCUUUCCUAAAAUCCUCUGUGAGGCCAUGCCAGCAUCGUUGCUGCUGCUCCUUGGACUGGAGGAGUUAGUGGGACUUGUUGCUUUUGCCAGUGAGCAUGGAUAACCCUCUCCCUUAAAUAUGGGAAGAGCAGAGUGGGUUGUGCAGGAACAUUUUGAUUAACCUGUAAAAAUCUCAUUUUGCAUUUUAGCUUCUUUUCCUUCUCUUCCCCUAUUUAAAAAGCUGUAAAAACCCACCCAGUAGGUCUUGAUUGGACCUUUAUAUACCUUUUCCCAGCAGUUUUUGGGGGGGGGGGGUGUUCCAGAAUGAGGACGUUCCCUUAUCCCACUUCUGGCCCCCCGGCGUGCGGGCUCUGUAUUUAUUGUCAUUUACCCUGUAAAUAUGGAGGGGGUGGGGGUGCCUGAGGUCCUGAACGUGCAGCCUCACCUGUUAAGUGUAGACAAAUACAUACAGUACUUAAAGAUUUAUCAGUAGCUUUGCUUUUUAUAUGUAAAAAUCUAUUUAAAAAAAGAAUUUUAAGACCCAAACAGUUCAAACCCCUGGGUUUGUGUGACAUUCCGAUCGCCCAUCCCCUCUGAUUCCAGCGUGUGCAUCCACCUUCCAAGGAGGAGCAGGUGUGGCCUGAGUCCCCCUCUUCCUCCUGCCCUCGCCCUUGGGUGACUCGAUUUUGUAAUUGGAGUUACGGGGUGCUGAGCUUGACUUCACAAUUCCUUUGGAAAUGCUGUAUUAUUUUCUUGUCUUUCCUUAUUUUUAUUAAGGGUGGGCAGAGAGCCAGGCAGCGCUCAGGAGUGUUCCCUAAUUGUGCCACUUCGAGGCUCUUUGAGCUGAGGAUGCAAAAAAUAAAGGCAAAUUG